GGAGUUGCUUUAAAGUCGAAAUGAAGCAGCAAAAAUGUCAUGCCAAAGCAUUCAAACACACCAAACCACAAGCCCAAGUGCCCAAUGAGUGUGAUAUUAUGUGGAAUCCACAUUUUUUUUAAUUUCCUCUUACAACUGAUUCUUAACUAUUUAUGUCUCAUUCCCUCCGCAGAAGCGUAGACGGUAUUUCUUCCAUAAAUAUCAGACAAAUAAAUGUCGAUGUUUGGCGGCAUUUUCUCUGCUUUUCCGUUGUCACCUCUAUAUAUAUAAAUCCUUCCGCCCUUUCUCUCUCUCAUCCUUUCUCUCCUCUCGCUCAUCUUCCUUGAUCCUACACUCCCACUCUUCUCAACACCACUUUUCAAGAACCUCCACAAGGUUUGCUUCUCCUUCUUUCUUUUUUUCUUUCUUUUUUUUAGACAGAAAGAGAGAGAGAGAUAUGGCAUGGUGUGUCUGUUUUUGAGCACAUGCAAACAGUUAUUGGAAGAGAGAGAGAUGGAAGGCAUUGAGAAGAAUGCAGGGAAGAAGUUUGAGAAAAGCUACUUCGAUGUAUUGGGGCUUUGCUGUUCCUCUGAAGUCCCAAUGGUCGAAAAAAUUCUUAAUUCACUUGAUGGGAUCAAAGAUUUUUCAGUUGUUAUCCCUACCAAGACAUUGAUUGUUGUUCAUGACUCUCUCCUCAUUUCCCAGAUUCAAAUAGUUAAGGCGCUGAACGAGUCGAGGUUGGAAGCGAGCGUUAGAGUAUACGGCCAUGGCAGCAGCUACAAGAACAAAUGGCCGAGCCCCUAUGCUGUUGCCUGUGGUGCAUUGCUUGCUCUACAUUUUUUCAAGUAUGUGUAUAGCCCGUUUAGAUGGUUGGCCGUUGUGGCCAUUGUCGUUGGCAUCCCACCGGUUAUACUCAAGGCCGUUGCAGCAGUAAGGAACUGCAGACUUGAUAUCAACAUCCUUGUAUUGAUCACAGUUUCUGGAUCGGUUGCUCUCCGUGACUAUUGGGAAGCUGCGACUAUCGUGUUUCUGUUCACAAUAUCCGAGUGGCUGGAAUUGAGGGCAAGCCAUAAGGCCACUGCUGUUAUGUCAUCAUUAGUUAGCGUAGUACCUCAGAAAGCAGUCAUUGCUGAAACGGGAGAAGAAGUAAAUGCUGAUCAAGUUAAGAUGGGCACAGUGGUAGCUGUGAAGGCUGGCCACGUUAUACCCAUUGACGGAGUUGUGGUGGAUGGCAGCUGCGAUGUUGAUGAGAAAAUAAUGACCGGAGAAUCAUUUCCGGUGACAAAGCAAAAGGACUCGACCGUUUGGGGUAGCACGAUCAAUCUAAAUGGCUAUAUAAGCAUCAAAACCACGGCCGUGGCAGAAGAUUGCGUGGUGGCUAGAAUGGCAAAAAUCGUAGAAGAGGCUCAGAACAAGAAAUCGGGAACUCAAAGGUUCUUGGACAAGUGUGCUAAGUACUAUACUCCAGCCAUAGUUUUGGUAUCUGCUUCAUUAGCAAUAGUUCCUCUGGCAUUCCAUGUUGACAAUAAGAGAGAAUGGUACCACUUGGCUCUCGUUGUUUUGGUGAGCGGAUGUCCAUGCGCUCUUCUUCUUUCCACGCCCGUUGCCAUGUACUGUGCACUAUCAAAGGCAGCAACGCUAGGUGUUCUGUUCAAAGGAGCACAACAUCUGGAGACUCUUGCUAGGAUAAAGAUGAUGGCCUUCGACAAGACAGGGACGAUUACUAGGGGAGAAUUUCAGGUGGUGGAUUUCAAGCCCCUCCGGCCUGAUAUCAGCUUGGACGCGCUGCUAUAUUGGAUAUCGAGUAUUGAAAGCAAAUCGAGUCAUCCAAUGGCUGCUGCUGUGGUUGAGUUUGCAACAACACAUUCCAUUGAGCCAAAGCCGGAUAGAGUUGAGCAUUUUCAAAACUUUCCUGGUGAAGGGAUCUCUGGGAAAAUCGAGGAUAACGAAUUAUACGUUGGAAACAGGAGAAUUGCAUCAAGAGCAGGAUGUAGUGAAGUUCCCAAAUUACAAGGUUAUGAUACACAAGGAAAGUCUGUUGGUUAUGUCUUCUUGGGAUCGUCUCCUGUUGCCGUCUUCUGCCUUUCUGAUGUGUGUCGAACGGGAGCCAAGGAAGCAAUCGAGGAGCUCAAGUCGUUAGGCAUCAAAACCAUUAUGCUAACUGGAGAUUGUCAAGGAGCUGCCAAACGUGCACAAGAGCAGUUAGGGGGAAGUCUGGAGGUUAUACGAGCCGAGCUUCUACCAGAGGACAAAGCGAGUAUAAUCAAGGAGUUCCAGAAGGAGGGGCCAACGGCCAUGAUUGGUGACGGCCUCAACGACGCCCCUGCAUUAGCCACAGCAGAUAUUGGGAUAUCUAUGGGGAUAUCAGGCUCUGCACUCGCCACAGAAUCCGGGGACGUUGUCCUCAUGACAAAUGACAUUCAGCGCGUACCAAAGGCACUGCAUAUUGCAAAGAGGGUCAGACGUAAGAUCAUAGAGAAUGUGAUACUUUCAAUCUCGACAAAGGCUGCUAUAAUAGGAUUAGCCAUUGCUGGUCACCCCCUCGUUUGGGCUGCCGUGCUCUCUGAUGUCGGGACAUGCUUGUUAGUCAUCGGCAACAGCAUGCUACUGCUGAGAGGAACAUCAACUAAAUCUUGCAACUCUACCUCUCACUCACACAUCCAUAAACAGCCCAAGUCUUCUUGCUGUGAUGACAAAUCUCAGAAGCUCCAACCAUGCUCUUCCAACAAGUGUGCAUCAUCUGGUUCUACUAAAGAGCACGAUCACAACGCACAUAGCCAUCCCUGCAGUGGGGACAGAGUCAAGGAUCACGGAUGCUGUGACAAAGCUGAUCAUCAUGAUUUGGAAUCACAGAAUCAGCACAACCAUGGAGAUUCUUGUGGAACUAAGAAAUGCUCGAGCUCCAUCAAAGAGCACGCCCACAAUGCGCGUAGUGGAGACAGAAUCAAGGAUCACGAGUGUUGUGACAAAGUUGAUCAUCAUGAUUUGGAAUCACAGAAGCAGCACAGCCAUUCUGGAACUAAGAAAUGCCCGAGCUCCACGAAUGAGCACGCCCACAACGCGCAUGGUGGAGACAAAAUCAAGGACCACGAGUGCUGUGACAAAGUUGAUCAUCAUGAUUCGGAACCACAGCACAGCCAUUGUGGAACCAAGAAAUGCUCGAGCUCCAUGAAAGAGCACGCCCUCAUUGCGGUUUGUCAUCCAGAAAGUGAAGAUAGAGUAGAUGAUCACCAACACAAUCUCCAAAUGGAUCACAAGCACGCUUGUUCCAGCGCAGGCGGUGAGAACCAGCAUAACUGCAACACGGCGUCUAACAAACACUGCCUUGAAAGCCACUGUGUGCAUCACAAGGAUAAGAGUGAAGAUGAUGAUAGAGAGCAUUGUAAGGAGAGUUGCAAGAGUGCUGGUACGGUAGGCUGUGAGGAUAGUACUACGGGAUGCAACGGGCCUUCAAAGAAGGUGCACCGUGGAUGCUGCGAUAGCUACAGAAGAGAAUGCUGCAUCAGAAGUGGCCAUUUUGAGACUAACUUCAGAGGAGGCUUAUCAGAAAUAGUGAUUGAUUAGUGCCUUAAUGAUUUUAUGUAUGGUGAAAUAUUAUCGUGGUUUAGAUUGGGUGGGUAUAUAUCAAGAAUAAGACUUAGGAUGAUCUUCAACAACUGCUCAUCCAAAUAUUGUAAAAUGCUUAUUGGUUAAAGCUUUAAGUAUCUUCACCACAAGUUUUGUACUCA
Salvia miltiorrhiza (redroot sage) is the source of this 3707-nucleotide messenger RNA. Its product is annotated as cadmium/zinc-transporting ATPase HMA2-like. Lineage: Eukaryota; Viridiplantae; Streptophyta; Magnoliopsida; Lamiales; Lamiaceae. Gene Ontology annotation, cellular component: membrane. The record is from RefSeq and is a predicted model, not a curated record. Gene Ontology annotation, molecular function: metal ion binding; cadmium ion transmembrane transporter activity; ATPase-coupled monoatomic cation transmembrane transporter activity. The coding region runs from base 442 to 3543 and encodes 1033 amino acids. The transcript is spliced from 10 exons. Gene Ontology annotation, biological process: monoatomic cation transport.